This is a messenger RNA of Salvia hispanica, 4848 nucleotides long. Its product is annotated as zinc finger CCCH domain-containing protein 44-like. Lineage: Eukaryota; Viridiplantae; Streptophyta; Magnoliopsida; Lamiales; Lamiaceae. Gene Ontology annotation, molecular function: protein binding; metal ion binding; DNA binding. The record is from RefSeq and is a predicted model, not a curated record.
GAGGUGGGCACGCUACUCAAAUUCCACUAAUUUACUCGUAUUCAUGUUUUCCAAGGAGAAAAGAUUCAUUCCUCCCAUCUCCAUCUUCAAUUUUGAUUCAAACUAAUUUAAUUUUCUUUUUACUUUUCUGGAACGGGUUUGAAUUUGAUGAGAAUUGAUGGUCGUCUUGGGUGGAUUGGUUGCUGGAGGAGUUGAGAUUUUCUAGGGUUUUGGCUAUGGAGAAUAUAGAGACACUGUUAGCUGCCGUCGCUCAGACCACGGGCUUCGGCGAUGAGGACCCGGUGGUUUCUACUCCAUCGGUUGUGCAUCCUUCACCGGCGGUGGUAGUUCCAGAUCUGACUGCUGCUGCUCCGGUUGUCUGUGAGAAGCGUAAGCGAGGACGGCCGCCGAAAGGGCAGCUCACGGCGAAGCCUCCACCGAUUAAGAAGGUGAAAGUUGAAGUUGAAGAUGAAGAUGAGGAUGUUUGCUUUAUUUGCUUUGAUGGAGGCUCUCUGGUACUCUGUGAUCGAAAGGGUUGUCCGAAGGCGUACCAUCCAGCUUGUAUCAAACGCGACGAAGCCUUUUUCAAAUCAAAAGCUAAAUGGAACUGUGGGUGGCACAUAUGUAGUGGAUGCAGGAAGACUCCUCAUUAUAUGUGCUACACUUGCACAUAUUCGUUGUGUAAGGGAUGUACUAAAGAUGCGGAUUUUGUGAGUGUGAGAGGAAACAUGGGGUUUUGCUCAACAUGCAUGAAAACUAUCAUGAUGAUUGAAAAUAAAGAUCAAGCAACGAAUGAUUCAAUUCAAGUAGAUUUUGACGACAAACUUAGCUGGGAGUAUCUCUUCAAGAUGUAUUGGGUAAUCUUAAAAGAGAAAUUAUCUCUUACACUGAGUGAGCUCACUCAAGCUAAAAGUCCCUGGAAAGGUGUGGCUGCAGUGACGCGUAAGCCGCGGUUAAAUAAUGCAGUUCCCUCUUCAGUUGGCGCAGGUGUUUCUUUGUCACAUGGGGGUACUGGACAUUUCGAGUUGAAUAAGCCCCAUGUGGAGAUAAAUUUGGUACAAAAUGAUGUGUUAAGAACAUCACUGUUGAGUAACGGCCACCAUGUCAAGAAACUAAACAAUGGCAAUGGAGAACAUGGCCCAAUUUACAGCAAUGAGACUGUAAAACAGAAAGUCGCUGAUGAGACGAGCAUUGCCAAAACCAAUGACAAGCCAGACGUUAAGGAAGUUGUUCAUGAGCUAUGCAUUAAAAAAGAUCUAGAUGAUCCAUGCAUCGUCAAAAAUACUAACAAUCCGGGCAUUGGCAAGAACACUAACAGCAUAGAGAUAGACAAGCUGGCGGUUGACAGUACUGAAUGGGCAUCUAAAGACCUCUUGGAUUUUGUUAAACACAUGAAGAACGGCGACACAUCUUCUUUAUCACAGUUUGAUGUCCAAACAUUAUUGGUUGAAUAUGUGAAGAGAAACAAUCUCUGGGACCCACAUCAGAAGAGUCAAAUUUUAUGCGAUCAAAGGCUCAAAAAUAUAUUUGGAAAGCCAUAUGUUGAUCAAACUGAAAUGUUGAAGCUUCUUGAAUUUCAUUUUGUUGUAAAGGAAGAUACUCAGAAAAAUCCGUUCUUUCCUGCAAGAGCUGUUAGAUCUGCUGCAAGUAAUUUGGAUGCUAAUGGAAAAAUAAAUGGGUCGCCAGAGCCAGUGCCAAGUAACAGAAGAAAGCGGAAAACACGCAAGAAGAUUGAAAAAAGAGAAGCCCAGCUUAAUCUGAAUGAAUAUGCUGCAAUUGAUGUUCAUAAUAUCAGUCUGAUCUAUUUGCGGCGUAAUUUAAUGGUGACUCUUGCUGAAAAUCGUGAGAGUUUCAAUGACAAGGUUAUUGGAUCUAUUGCAAGGAUCAAAAUAUCACCCAAUGAUCAGAAGCCAGAAGUUCAUAGGCUUGUCCAAGUUAUAGGUACUAGCAAGGUGGCCGAGCCUUAUAAAAUUGGCAACAAGACAGCAGAUGUCAUGCUUGAAGUGUUAAAUUUAGACAGAAGAGAAGUUGUAUCUAUCGAUUCCAUUUCAAAUGAAGAGUUUACUGAGGACGAGUGCAAAUGGCUACGUCAGAGCAUUAGAUGCGGUCUUGUGAAACAAUUUACUGUUGACGAGGUAAAAAAGAAAGCCUCUGCACUCCAAUCAGUUAGAGUUAAUGAUUGGCUUGAGGCGGAAAUAUUGCGGCUAAGUCAUCUUAGAGACCGAGCUGACGGGAAGGGGAUUAAGAAAGAGCUUAGAAAAAAUGCUGAAAGAUUACUGUUGCUAAAAUCACCUGAGGAGCGCCAACGCAGAAUUUCUGAAGUCCCAGAGAUACAUGCUGAUCCGACAAUGAAUCCAAAUUAUGAAUCAGAAGAAGAUAUCAGAAGUAGUGACCACAGUAAAAAAGGCAAAGAAGAGCAUUCUGUAGAGGUGCAAGAUAGAAUCACGGAGAAAACAAAUGAUAGUGCAUCAUAUGAUCUGGAGAAACAUACAAACCAGAUUGAUAUUGGUUGCUCACCUUCUGGUGCUGGGAAUGAUCAAGCCAUGGAAAGGUCUGGGUUGGAGACAUCGACUGCAAUUGCCUCCAUCGGAAACUCACAGCCUGCUGACAACAUAGAAACUGAGAAACUUUGGCAUUAUCGUGACCCUAAUAGUAAGAUUCAAGGACCUUUUUCCAUGAUGCAGCUGCGGAAAUGUAAUAGUACUGGACUGUUUCCACAUGAUAUGCGGAUAUGGACCAAUCACGAGCAAUAUGACUCGUUACUUCUAACUGAUGCUUUGGAUGGGAAAUUAUAUGCAGCACCAGACAUGUCACAUAAAGCCUCUUCAAAUUCACAGGAAAACGGGCCCACUGGGGGAGCUGUCCCAAGCGAGGGUACAAAUGGAACUACUAAAGAUGCUAAACAAACAGAAAAUGCUGGGUGUAGUAAUUCAGAUGGUUUGCCCGACAACGUUGCUAGACCCGUGAAAGCAGAUGAGUCUUGCUCCUCUGGGUGGCCUCGAUGUUGGGAUUUGCUUAAAGAUGGUAAUCCAAUUGCUGAUAAUGUCCAAUUAUGUGAUCUGCUUCCUCCAUCAAAACCUGAGACAAGAGAUGAACCUUUGACAGAUCAAGGCCAAGAGAGUGAUGAAUUAAAUCUUAGUUCACAAAAUGGAGAAAAGAAUGCUGUUGGGCCGACUCAAAAUCCUAUGCCCAGUGAAGAUGAACUUCGAUCUCAACCUAAAGAUGAUGACAGAAGUGGUCAAUCUUCCGAUGGAAAUUUGAGAUCCCUGAACAUCAACUUGAGCUCAACCAUCCCUGAACCUGCGCCGGUUUUGACUUCUGUAUCAACGUCGCUGGUUUCAAGUAAACAGCCUGAGAAUAUAGAUGUCUUGGAUCUUCUUAGUCCCACCUCGAAGACUCAAAACCAGCAUUCAGUAGAUGCAGAUAUUCCUGCGCAUGGCACGAGUUUUCUGGAGCUGCUGAGUCCUGCACCAAGAUCCAACAAUGAAGAUCUGGCAGCUCAGGAAACUGACACGAAGCCUGGGUGUAAAAAUCUUCCUAUGCCUAAUUCUGGCCCCGGCUGGAUUGGUGCAUCUAAUCUAGGGAUUGGUGGCAUCCAGCUCCCAGAUGUAGCUGAUGAAUGGUGUGGAUAUUCCCAGACACAGGCUGCAAGACCACCUAUGCAGGAAUGGGAUUCUGCUGCAGGGCCACCUGAAGUCACCGGGGAAAAUGCUGAUGCCUCUGCACCCGAAGCCCUCCAUCUUUCUCAUGCUCCUCCGUCCCAUACUCCAUCGAAUGGACCUAAUUGGCUUGCUAUAAUGAAUGAACCAAUUGAGUUUGUUGCUCUAGGUGAGGAUUCAGUGUCUGAUCUGUUGGCUGAAGUGGAUGCUAUGGAAUCACGAGGCGUUCUGCCUUCGCCUACUUCAGCCAUCAAGUUUGCUCGGGAAUUGCUUGAAGAUUGUAAAGACGAUUGCUUUAGUUCAAUUGAGGGUUUUAGCCCAACCCCAGAACCUCGAAAAAGUGAUGCAUUCAGCUCCACCAGCGAUGUACAUCUGACAUCCCAAUCCUCUGCCCCAUGUAAACCGAAUGGAACAUCUCCAGUUGACGCCUUCGAUUUUUUCCGAAGGUCGAGCGUGAAUUCAUCUGCAAGCAGUGAGGGUGAAACAAGCGCUGCAGCUCAUUCUGGGGAUCCCGGUUCGGAAUUCCACCACUCUCCUGCACCGAACCAAGAGAUGGUCGGUACUGGUGCUGGAGCAGCCAUGGCUCCUGGGCUGGGAUCCGAUGCCACGGAUCCCAGUUGGGGACAGAUGCCGGGCAACAUCAACCUAGUCACAGUGCAAGGUAAUGUCAAUCUCGUCCUCAGAGGACCCACUGCCCAAGGGAUGGCGAACCUCCCUUGGGGAACGAACCAGGGCCCCCAUUGGGCCAACCCAAACUCGAUCAGGAGCCCUAGAAACGGAAGUCAGCCAUGGGACGGGCAGCGCACGUUCGGUGGUGAGAGGUUCAACUGUCCUAGAGAAUGGGGGGGUUAUCAAGGUAGUGAUCCGGGAUUCGGGGGCGGGAGGGGCAGGCCACCGUGGGGCCGUCAGCAGUACAGCAGUGGUGGAUAUUCGAGGCCUCUUCCAAAGGGGCAGAGAGUGUGCAAAUUCUACGAGAGCGGUCGCUGCAAAAAAGGAGCUUUCUGUGAUUAUCUUCAUCCAUGAUUGUUGUGUUCUCCUACACUUCGUUUUAGUAACUUUUUUGUUGUAUAAUUGAUUGUUGGAGUAAUCUCUCUCUAGGCUCGGAUAUCUUUUUUGUACACAGUUAAUUGUGAGAGUAAUCUCCUUAAUUAGCUGUAGAUUUGUACUUAGGGCUUCAUUUUAACAAUAAUAUAAUAUAUUGCUACUCUAA